AUGCCUCCUGGAUUAUGUUAUCUUUUGAUUUUUCUGAAAUUAAAUCAUGUUUCUGGAUGUGUAUGGCCAGAAGUAGAUGCUCUAUUCAUAAUGGACUCUACUCCACAAGUUACCUCAUUUCAACAUCGGGCAGAAGUUGACUUUUUGAGACAGGUAAUGUCCACAAUGAAAAUGAGCUCGUCAAAAGUUGCGAUGGCUCAGUUUACUCCUUGGUCUAGGGUGGAAUGGAGUCUUUCGAAUGCAACAUAUCCGGAAUCUAGAAUUCAAGAAGCACCAUACUGUCCAUGUGAAUUGGAAAAUUGCCAAUCAACAAGUGUUAAUUCUUUGACUAGGUCCACAAUGAGUUCAUCAAAUCGCAAAGGGGUUCCAGAUGUGAUUUUAGUGAUAUCAAACAGUUAUCAACCAUUGGUCGAAGUUCUUCCAAAUGAGCCCCUCAUUUCUCCUUCAUCUCCACUCCACGUCUUCUAUAUUGUAAUUGGAUCAAAUAUGCAUGUAUCUCGAUUUGAACCAUCUGCUCACACCGUGGGAAUCAAAGUGACAGAUUUCGAACAUCUUCCUCAUUUGGUUGGACCACUAUGUCAAAGUGUAAAUGGAUACAUCAAAGGUACAUCCACCACUCGAUUCGGUCCUCUCUGUUGGAUUAUAAUAGGAGCUAUUCUACUAUUUGCACUUAUUCCAGUGGCACUUUUGCUUUAUGCCAUUUACAACUACAACGAAGAGAGUGAGUUUCCUAAUCAUCGAAUUCAUGAAAUCCUACUAUUCAGAUCGCCGCUUGCGACAUCGAAUAUCCGAAUCCGAACGUCUUCUUCGGAAACAGAACGAGUACUUUACAUCUCAACUUCAUUCGGAGAUGCAGAAACAAAUAGCAAACGGAGAGAAGCAUGCAGAAGAGAUGAAAAAACAACAGGAUAUGAUUCAGUCUCAGUUCGAUCGACAGCUGGAUAUGGCUUAUCAACAAGGCUCAAAAAUACAGAUACUUCCUCCGUUUAUUCAACCACCUCCUCUCCAUCACGAACAUCAUUCAGGAAAGGAAAGAAUUUGAGUAAAAGAAGCGAUCGAAGAGACUCCGGUAUUGAAUCCCCAAGAAGUCCGAGAGAAGUAGAAGUUCAAGUUACUCCCAUUUCCACUUCAAGAGACAAUUCAAAAGAAGAAGGCGAAGAAGAUAAUCAAUCUUCAGGAACAUCGGAAAGUAUAUUGAGUUCGGGAAGUGAUAUCACCGAUAGUACAGAAACCGAUUUGGAAGAAUUGAAUAGAAGAACACAUCUUCCACGAGACCAUCCAGCUAGGAAGUUGCCACCGAUCGAUUUGAUGUUUCUAGUUGACACAUCGAGUAGUAUUGGAAUUAACAACUUUGACAUUCAAAAGAACUUCAUCUGUGAAAUCCUGAAAGAUGUGGAUGUUGCUCCUGGAAGAUCUCGAAUUUCAAUGGUCCAAUACGCUCAAGAUCCAAGUGUUGUAUUCGGAUUCGAUCAGUACUACUCGUAUGAAAGUGUUCGGCGGGGAGUCAUGAGACUUUCCUAUACGGGAGGUGCGACCAUGUUAUCAAAAGCAUUGGCGUUUGCCGGAGGGAUAAUGUACCACGAACAGAAUUUAAAGAAAACGACCAAGAGACAUCAGUUCUUGCCAACCCCAAAACAUGAUCGACUUCAGGUUCUCUGUCUUGUUUCCGACGGUUAUUCAGAUGACAGUGCUGAUAAGGAGAGUGUGAAUCUUCACGAUCGUCUACAUGUGAAGAUUUUCGCAGUGGUCACCAGAUCAUUCAACAAGGACAAAUUGGUACCGAUAACUCGAUUUGAUGGAAGUGUCUUUACCGUACACCAGAGGGAAAGUGUUGCGAUUUGGUUAUGGAGACAGCAGAGAAUAUGGGCAGAACAUUAUAGUGCAUUCAUUGAGAAAGAGAAGAAGAGGGCGGAGAGAAGUGCCAGGAGAUGA
Molecule: messenger RNA, 1932 nt
Organism: Caenorhabditis briggsae
Lineage: Eukaryota; Metazoa; Nematoda; Chromadorea; Rhabditida; Rhabditidae
Exons: 7
Coding region: 1-1932 (643 amino acids)
Source: RefSeq, a predicted model, not a curated record